Priapulus caudatus is the source of this 752-nucleotide messenger RNA. RefSeq lists its product as uncharacterized. Lineage: Eukaryota; Metazoa; Priapulida; Priapulimorpha; Priapulimorphida; Priapulidae. The record is from RefSeq and is a predicted model, not a curated record. Bases 111 to 752 code for a protein of 213 amino acids. The transcript has a single exon.
UAUUAAUCUAGCUCAACAGGAUGCAAAGUUAGCAGCUUAUAUAUGAUUGUUACAAUCUUAGACUACACUACAAGUUAGGAAGCGUCAGAUUGAAAGGCUUUAUUACCAGCAUGUACAAUCCUACGAUGCGAGAGACCUAUGGUGCUACUCGACCUCCUGGAGUCUCCCCACCUUAUAUCUACACAAUAGACAUAUCUACGGCUGGUAGUGAGGGACACACUCAGCCUCCACCAUAUGAACCACCUCCUUCAGAUACUGCUAUAACUCAGCCUCCACCAUAUGAACCACCACCUUCAGAUACUGCCAUAAUUGAAAUCAAGCAGGCGAGGACUGAGUCUAAUGGCUGUCUGGAGUUCCUAAAAAAAGGUCUGGUUAGUGUUCUACUGCCAUUAGGGACAUUAGGCCUUGGAAUUUGGCUGGCCCUGUCUAUUAUGAUGAUUGUUAUAGGGUCCGUCCACCUACACGACAGCCCGAAGGACAGGUUCAUCCCAGUCUACUUCAUCGUCGGCGGAUGCUUCAUAUUCCUGCAGAAAGUCAUGAGUCUGUGUCAUCGUGCGCAGGACAGCGAUAGUACCGGUAACCUUGGUGACGACGUCAAGCAGAGUCCCAUCACAUGUCUCAUCGACAGGCUUAUCAGCUGCUUCUUGGUCGCGUGGUUCGUUUGCGGCUGCGUGUGGGUGUACGUGCAGUAUCUAUCAGCCGCCAUUCGAGCCGUCGUAUCGUUCGCCGCCGUCGUAUCGCCUUAUUUGUAA